AUGGCUUGCUUCUCCUUUUCCUUUGGGGACGGACUCCCAUUGGUCGCUUUGGGGAAGGGGGAGGGGCUGAACCAGGGGGGCGGGAAGAGUGGGGCGUGGCCAGAAUUAAAAGGGGGUGGGACUAAUCUGGCUGGCGAGGUGAUCCGAUUGGCCGAAGAGGUAGAAUUGGAACUCAAGACCCAGAAGGAACUUCUGAAGCAGAUCCAGAGUCACAGGUCACUAUGGGAAAAGAGGAAAGAGAUGGGAAAGAGAGAGACGGAUGGAGGGAAAGUAGAAGAGGAAAGGGCAACACAAACUGUUGCCACGGUUACCUCCAGUACCCCCAAAGGACAAUUCAGAGAACAAGGACCAAGAGAAAAAUACACCGGAAUUAAUCAUUACAGCAGUCCCAGACCCUAAAGUAGACACAAAACCGGACAAUGAAAUAAAAGAGCUGACCGACAACAUCAAAUUGGAAGUUACUGUCAUCAACCCACAAGUUGUCAUUCCCAUAUUGGUCAUUGCCUGUGACAGAGUGAACUGUGAAAAGGAGUCUUGACAAAUUGAUCCAAUACCGCACCUCUGCAGAACUCUACCCAAUCAUAGUUAGUCAGGACUGUGGCCAUGCUGAGACAGCCCGCGUGAUUGGCUCAUAUGGCAGUCAGGUGACCCUCAUUAGCCAACCAGACCUCUCGGACAUCCUGGUACGGCCGGAGCACAGGAAGUUCCAGGGCUACUAUAAGAUUGCCAGACACUACCGCUGGGCCCUCAACCAGGUGUUCAACACUCUCUCUUACUCCAGUGUGGUGAUCGUUGAAGAUGACUUGGAGGUAAGUGUGAACAGUAACUGAAAUCCAUACACCUCUGUCUGCAUGCACUGUAACUGAGAAAUGAAUUUAAAGUGCACCUCAGUCUAAAUGUGUUGAAGCGUUGAUUUAGAAGUGUCUGAGUUGCUGGUGACUUGCACGAGGUUCAAUAGAAGAUCCUGAUGAAUUCAGUCAGGGAAAUGAAAUCCCUGCACUUCUGCUUGUCACCAAGGCAUUGAUGUGAAGCGUCAAGACUUUUUAGUGACUUGCAUGAGGCUCUGUAUAAGUAGGCCUAGUCCGAACUGAUUUAUCCGCUGCUGCUUUUUCAGUUGCAAGGUUUGCAGCUGCGCUCCAGCCCUGGCAUUAUCCCAAAAGCUUAAGGGUUCAGACACAGCAGUAGUGGUUGCUGGCCGAGAGUGCUUAGCACCUCUGAACGUAUUUGCGAAUCGAGUUCCAACCGAUUUUACAUGUAGAAUCGCGUGAAAAAUUUAGCCAGUCGGACGUCUACAGCGGGUGGUUCCUAAAACACAGCGCUGAAUCAGCAGACAAACGCUAGAUCCACAUUCGGUGCGAGCCUUAACUUCUCUAAGGGCACCGACGACCCUGUGGCCUACAACAAAACAUUUUAAGUGCUUCGUUUGCAGAACAAAGCUUAAACCAACCCCCCCCCCCCCCCCCCCCCCUGCCCCCCGCUCCGCUGCAGUGUCUAGAGAUGCCAUCCCUCUCUGCUUAUUCAACACUUUCCAUUGGUUUAAAUGGGCCUUUGAUAGGAAUGGAAUGAAUGUACCCUGAACAAAAAUGUAAACGCAACAAUUUCAAAGAUUUUACUGAGUUACAGUUCCUAUAAGGAAAUCAGUCAAUUGAAAUAAAUUAAUUCGGCCCUAAUCUAUCGAUUUCACAUGACUGGGAAUACAGAUAUGCAUAUUUUGGUCACAGAUACCUUUAAAAAAAAAGAUAGGGGCUUGGAUCAGAACCUGUCAGUAUCUGGUGUGACCACCAUUUGCCUCAUGCGGGCGCGACACAUCUCCUUCGCAUAGAGUUGAUCAGGCUGUUGAUUGUGGCCUGUGGAAUGUUGUCCCACUCCUCUUCAAUGGCUGUGUGAAGUUGCUGGAUAUUGGCAGGAACUGGAGCACGCUGUCGUACACUGCGAUCCAGAGCAUCCCAAACAUGCUCAAUGGGUGACAUGUCUGGUGAGGAUGCAGGGACAUUUUCAGCUUCCAGGAAUUGUGUACAGAUCCUUGCGACAUGGGGACGUACAUUAUCAUGCUGAAACAAGAGGUGAUGGCGGCGGAUUAAUGGCCCGACAAUGGGCCUCAGGAUCUCGGGCCUCUGGACCAUCAAUAAAAUGCAAUUGUGUUCGUUGUCCGUAGUUUAUGCCUGCCCAUACCAUAACCCCACCGCCACCAUGGGGCACUCGGUUCACAAUGUUGACAUCAGCAAACCGUUCCCCCACACGACGACAUACACGCUGUCUGCCAUCUGCCCGGUACAGUUGAAACCGGUAGUCAUCUGUGACGAGCACACUUCUCUAGUGUGCCAGUGGCCAUCGAAGGUGAGCAUUUGCCCACUGAAGUCGGUUACGACGCCAAACUGCAGUCAGGUCAAGACCCUGGUGAGGAUGACGAGCACGCAAAUGAGCUUCCCUGAGACGUUUCUGACAGUUUGUGCAGAAAUUAUUCGCUUGUGCAAACCCACAGUUUCAUCAGCUGUCCGGGUGCCUGGUCUCAGACAAUCCGACAGGUGAAUAAGCUGGAUGUGGAGGUCCUGGGCUGGCGUGGUUACACGUGGUUACACGUGGUCUGUGGUUGUGAGGCCGGUUGGACGUACUGCCAAAUUCUCUACAACAACGUUGGAGGUGGUUUAUGGUAGAGAAAUGAAAAUUUCAAUUCCCUGGCAACAGCUCUGGUGGACAUUCCUGCAGUCAGCAUGCCAAUUGCAUGCCCCCUCAAAACUUGAGAUCUGUGGCAUUGUGUUGUGUGACAAAACUGCACAUUUUCGUGGCCUUUUAUUGUCCCCAGCACAAGGUGCACCUGUGUAAUGAUCAUGCUGUUUAAUCAGCUUCUUGAUAUGCCACACCUGUCAGGUGGAUGGAUUAUCUUGGCAAAGGAGAAAUGCUCACUAACACGGAUUUAAUCACAUUUGUGCACAACCUUUUCGAGAAAUAAGCAUUUUGUGCAUAUGGAAAAUGUCUGGGAUCUUUUUACUUCAGCUCAUGAAACAUGGGACCAACACUUUACAUGCUGUGUUUAUAUUUUUCUUCAGUGUAAUUAAAUCUGUCUCACAUUCAAAUGUGGAUCAUGAUGAUGAACGUUGAUCCUAUAAUGUUCCUCAUUUGUGCAGCACAUUCAUUGGAUAGCCUAAAACAUAGAGGGGAGGAGUCAGAGGAGGGUACAGAGGGGAGGAGUCAAAGGGGUGAACAGAGGGGAACAGAGAGGGGAAAUGUCUUAAUCAAUGUGUCCAAUUCAGUGGACAGCUGUAAUCCUGGUUGGCCUUCCCAGAUUAGAACAUUUAACUGAUUAGUGGAUUAACCACGUUGGCACCUAGCAGAGAGGGGUGUGAGGAGGGAUCCCUAAAUCCUGCUCUGUUCAUUCUGUCCCCCAUCAAAUCAGACCAAGGUUGCGUCCCAAAUGGCACCCUGUGGGCCAUAGGGUUCUGGUCUAAAGUAGUGCACUACAUAGGGAAUAGGGUUCUGGUCUAAAGUAGUGCACUAUAUAGGGAAUAGGGUUCUGGUCUAAAGUAGUGCACUAUAUAGGGAAUAAGGUUCUGGUCUAAAGUAGUGCACUAUAUAGGGAAUAGGGUUCUGGUCUAAAGUAGUGCACUACAUAGGGAAUAGGGCUCUGGUCUAAAGUAGUGCACUACAUAGGGAAUAGGGCUCUGGUCUAAAGUAGUGCACUAUAUAGGGAAUAGGGUGCCAUUUGGGUAGUAGCCUGAGUGAAACAGCCAGCUGGGUGAACAAAUGGUCUGGAAAAAAACGUUAUCGGUAGAAUUCUGCACCAGACGUGUAAUGAAAGUUACAGGAAAUGGUUAAAACAACAGAACUGCCAUGAGUCACCAGUUUUAAAGCUUUUAGGCUAAACCCCCCCCCCCCCCCCCCCCCCACCACACACUUAUGUAACUGUUCCCGCAGAUGCUUUCGAAGACAAAUUUAUAAUGUUUUGUUUUGGCUAGUCAUUUCAUGUUGACAUACCAUUGGCAUUGUAUUAAUCAGCCACACAUGUUGGACUCAUUCCUUGAAGCCCCUGUGGAUGUUUUGUUGGCUUUGCAUACAUUCAUACAGCAGAUGCAGUUUUCUAGCCUGGGUUCCAGUCUGUUUCUGGUCUCUUUUAAUAUAGCCUGGAUACUAGUCUGUUUCUGGUCUCUUUUAAUAUAGCCUGGAUACCAGUCAGUUUCUGGUCUCUUUUAAUAUAGCCUGGAUACCAGUCAGUUUCUGGUCUCUUUUAAUAUAGCCUGGAUACCAGUCAGUUUCUGGUCUCUUUUAAUAUAGCCUGGAUACCAGUCUGUUUCUGGUCACUUUAAUAUAGCCUGGAUACCAGUCAGUUUCUGGUCUCUUUUAAUAUAGCCUGGAUACCAGUCAGUUUCUGGUCUCUUUUAAUAUAGCCUGGAUACCAGUCAGUUUCUGGUCUCUUUUAAUAUAGCCUGGAUACCAGUCUGUUUCUGGUCACUUUAAUAUAGCCUGGAUACCAGUCAGUUUCUGGUCUCUUUUAAUAUAGCCUGGAUACCAGUCAGUUUCUGGUCUCUUUUAAUAUAGCCUGGAUACCAGUCAGUUUCUGGUCUCUUUUAAUAUAGCCUGGAUACCAGUCAGUUUCUGGUCUCUUAAUAUAGCCUGGAUACCAGUCAGUUUCUGGUCUCUUUUAAUAUAGCCUGGAUACCAGUCAGUUUCUGGUCUCUUUUAAUAUAGCCUGGAUACCAGUCAGUUUCUGGUCUCUUUUAAUAUAGCCUGGAUACCAGUCAGUUUCUGGUCUCUUUUAAUAUAGCCUGGAUACCAGUCUGUUUCUGGUCUCUUUAAUAUAGCCUGGAUACCAGUCUGUUUCUGGUCACUUUAAUAUAGCCUGGAUACCAGUCUGUUUCUGCUCUUUUGCCAACUCCUUAUUAUGUUUAGCAUGACAAGGAGGUGAAACAAUGGCACAAACAGAUCUGGGCCCAGGCUAGCAGUUUUCAGUUAUCAUAAAUAAACUCAGCAAAAAAAGUAACGUCCCCUCCCUGUCAACUGCGUUUUAUUUUCAGCAAACUUAACAUGUGUAAAUAUUUGUAUGAACAUAACAAGAUUCAACAACUGAGACAUAAACUGAACAAGUUCCACAGACAUGUGACUAACAGAAAUGGAAUAAUGUGUCCCUGAACAAAGGGGGGGUCAAAAUCAAAAGUAACAGUCAGUAUCUGGUGUGACCACCAGCUGCAUUAAGUACUGCAGUGCAUCUCCUCCUCAUGGACUGCACCAGAUUUGCCAGUUCUUGCUAUGAGAUGUUACCCCACUCUUCCACCAAGGCACCUGCAAGUUCCCUGACAUUUCUGGGGGGAAUGGCCCUAGCCCUCACCCUCCGAUCCAACAGGUCCCAGACGUGCUCAAUGGGAUUGAGAUCCGGGCUCUUCGCUGGCCAUGGCAGAACACUGACAUUCCUGUCUUGCAGGAAAUCACGCACAGAACGAGCAGUAUGGCUGGUGGCAUUGUCAUGCUGGAUGGUCAUGUCAGGAUGAGCCUGCAGGAAGGGUACCACAUGAGGGAGGAGGAUGUCUUCCCUGUAACGCACAGCGUUGAGAUUGCCUGCAAUGACAACAAGCUCAGUCCGAUGAUGCUGUGACACACCGCCCCAGACCAUGACGGACCCUCCACCUCCAAAUCAAUCCCACUCCAGAGUACAGGCCUCGGUGUAACGCUCAUUCCUUUGACGAUAAACGCGAAUCCGACCAUCACCCCUGGUGAGACAAAACCGCGACUCGUCAGUGAAGAGCACUUUUUGUCAGUCCUGUCUGGUCCAGCGACGGUGGGCUUGUGCCCAUAGGCGACGUUGUUGCCGGUGAUGUCUGGUGAGGACCUUGGGCAGUUGUUGUUGCCAUCCUGUACCUGUCCCGCAGGUGUGAUGUUCGGAUGUACCGAUCCUGUGCAGGUGUUGUUACACGUGGUCUGCCACUGCGAGGACGAUCAGGUGUCCGUCCUGUCUCCCUGUAUCUCUGUCUUAGGCGUCUCACAGUACGGACAUUGCAAUUUAUUGCCCUGGCCACAUCUGCAGUCCUCAUGCCUCCUUGCAGCAUGCCUAAGGCACGUUCACGCAGAUGAGCAGGGACCCUGGGCAUCUUUCUUUUGGUGUUUUUCAGAGUCCGUAGAAAGGCCUCUUUAGUGUCCUAAGUUUUCAUAACUGUGACCUUAAUUGCCUACCGUCUGUAAGCUGUUAGUGUCUUAACGACCGUUCCACAGGUGCAUGUUCAUUAAUUGUUUAUGGUUCAUUGAACAAGCAUGGGAAACAGUGUUUAAACCCUUUACAAUGAAGAUCUGUGAAGUUAUUUAGAUUUUUACGAAUGAUCUUUGAAAGACAGGGACCUGAAAAAGGGACGUUUCUUUUUUUCCUGAGUUUAGUAAUGUAGGCUACUGUAUAUACUGAAUAACAAUUGCUUCUUAUAACUGGAGGAAAGCCUACUCUCUAAGUUAUCUCACUGUAACACAGUUUACUAAUCAGAUGAAUCUCUCUCCAAGGUGGCCCCAGACUUCUUUGAGUACUUCCGUGCCCUCCACCCCAUCUUGACCUCUGACCCCACCCUGUGGUGUGUGUCUGCCUGGAACGACAACGGCAGGGAGGGGCUGGUGGACCCUGGGAAGGCGGACCUCCUCUACAGGACAGACUUCUUCCCUGGGCUGGGCUGGAUGCUGUUGAAGGACGUCUGGGACGAACUAGAACCCAAGUGGCCCGCAGCCUUCUGGGACGACUGGAUGCGUCACCCUGAGCAGCGUAAGGAGCGCUCCUGCAUCCGCCCAGAGAUCUCCAGAACUAUAACCUUCGGACGCAAGGGUGUCAGCUUGGGUCAGUUCUUCGACCAGUACCUGCGCUACAUUAUACUCAACACUGACUUUGUGCCUUUCACCAAACAGGAUCUGUCUUACUUGAUGAAGGAGAACUUUGACGUGAACUUUGUGAAGCAGGUUUACAGCGCCCCCCUAAUUAAGGUGGAGGAGCUACAGCAAGGGGGCGGUUUGAGUGGAACAGGUCCGUACCGGGUGCAAUAUUCCAGCCGGGACAGUUUUAAGGUUCUGGCCCGACACUUAGGGGUGAUGGAUGACUUGAAAUCGGGGGUUCCCCGUGCGGGUUACAGGGGCGUGGUCAGCUUCCUGUCCCGUGGACGACGGGUCUUCUUGACCCCACCUGAGGGAUGGACAAAGUACGACGUCAGCUGGAGCUGAGAGGUUUGGACAGGACGUAGUGCGAGACAGACAGACAGACAGACUUGACAGAGAGGAACACCCUCUCUAACCAAAGAAAACAAAAACAAGGUCACAUGAAGGAACUGAAGCUAAACAAAACAGACAGGCUUGGUGGGUAAAGGAACUGGAUAUAUGAUAGAAGUAGGGUGGG
This is a messenger RNA of Coregonus sp. 'balchen', 7348 nucleotides long. The record is from the annotation of a GenBank genome assembly. Lineage: Eukaryota; Metazoa; Chordata; Actinopteri; Salmoniformes; Salmonidae.